AUCAUGAAUACGUCGGCAAAAAUUGUAAAAAUUUCUCUCACAGCAAUCGAAAAGCGACCUGAAGUUGCUGGGCGUGAAGGUGAGCUUAUGAAGAAUGUUUGUAAAGUAUUGUACGUAGUUGAUAUCAGAGAAACACACUUCUUUCUUCCUUAACGUCACCGAAAUUGUAAGAAACAAUAAAACAGCCUAAAAUUUAUCUAGAAAUGAUAGCCAAGAUCUUUUCAAUUCGGCUUAGUUAUGAAAUUUUUGUUGUAGACAAUGCUCCAAAUCUCGAAAGUAUCAUCAACGCUUCUGUCAAGUCACUUAAGAGUGGUAACGUGAUUGCUAUUCCAACUGAUACCAUCUAUGGGGUAGCAGCCUUGGCGCAGUCCACUGAAGCAGUCACUAAGUUGUAUGAAAUCAAGAGGCGACAUGAAGAGAAGCCAGUUGCAAUAUGUGUUGGGAACUUGGAAGAUGUAUAUAAGUAAGAUCUACUGAUGGACUAUCUGUCAUUUCCUAAGACCCUGAGCUGCUAAAAUGAUGCCUUUGAUUACAGAGUGCUUUAAAAAAGUUAAUCUAAGCACAGCCAUCCCUAAAACAAUUCAGGAGUUUCAACACAUUGUAUAGGGGACCAGUAGAUUUGUCCUGUGGGUAGGAAUUAAACAAUUGGAUGAUUCAAGGAAGUUGAUAUUUUCUGAGGGCAGCAAAGGGUUUAAGCCCAAAAUUAAUGCAUGAUGCAUGGAUUUUAUGAAAAGGCAAAGAAAAGUGAGAUUUAAGGUUUCCCCUUUUAAAUUUGUGCUGUGGAAGUACUGUUUAAAGCACAUGGAAUCAGGAUCCCUCUUUGCUAACCUCUACAAUGAUUGAUUGAGUGACUGAUUGUUUCAUUAAUUGUUUGACAGGGUUUGUAAAGAUCAUGGGGUGCUCCAGAAGUUCUAAGAUAUCACUUUUCACUAAGUCUAAAUCAGUGAAAUCAUGCCAGAUAACUGAAAAUUAUUUGUCUUUUAAAGAACAAAGUAGUUAAUGCUGUGACUGUAUGACUGCAUCUGCAUGAUUUUAAAAGCAACCUCUGAAUCAGAGGUGGUGGAAAACAACAACCAUGUUCCAGAAAAAUUCACAGAAUUUGACAACCAAAGAAAAAUGGAAGCUUUUUUUCUUAUACUUAUUGAUUGAACUACUUGUUGAUUGCCCACGGUCUUUUUUAUAUACAAUGCAGGUCAUUAUUUCAGAUGCAGUCUUACUCUUCUUGUCAACACUUGUUUAUUGUUUAUUGGCAAGAUAAAAAAGGUUGCUAAAGUAAUUUUGCAGCUGGGAAACCAGGGAUCUUUAUGUUUACAUGAGGUUAAGUUGAUCUGGUUUAGCCCCAGCCACAGGAAAUGUUUCUUAUAAAUGCACUUUAUUUGACAGACACUAACUAUAAAAUUGUUUUUAGCAAAAAUACCUAUUUCCCUCUAUAGCAAGUUCAGUUACUAAAUAUUCAGGGGUCUUUCUAGAAGAAUUCAAUGAUCUUUCUUGUAGAGGUGAAUUCCUUCGCUACAGAAUGUUAACAUGGCUGUCCUCAAGGAUUGCUGUAUACAGGCUGACUAAAAGAUCCCAGAUAGCUGAUCAGCAUUGCAUCUGAAAUCCUUGCUUUCUGUAGCUGAAUUUUGUUAUUCCCAUGAUCACAUAGCAGUUUACUUAAUUUCUUUUGGAUUUUCAGAUGGGGAAAAGUGACUGUGAGUAAAGAAAUUCUUCAAGACUUGCUUCCUGGGCCUGUGACAUUAGUAUUUGAAAGGACUGAUCAGUUAAAUCCUGGGUUAAAUCCAACAACAAGACUUGUUGGAAUCAGAAUUCCUGAUCAUGAUUUUGUGCGGCAAUUGAGUUUAGCAUGUGAAGAACCACUUGCUUUGACCAGCGCAAAUGUGAGCACUGUGGGACAAAGCAGUUUGAAAAUUGAGGUAUGGUAAUUCUAUGCAUAGGGCUUGCCCAAGAAGUUAAAAAUGUGAUAAGUGCUAAUCCAGGUUUUACCACCUGGAAAAUGUUAUGCCAUACAAGUAACCCAAGAAAAAGGAUAAUUAGUAUUUGGGCAACUCAGCCCAACCAAUGUAAAGUUGGCUGGGCUGGGAAAGAAAAUCAGUAAAAGCUACAAUCAGAAUUAGUAGUUUGAUAAUUUUAUCAUUCAUAUGUUUCCUUGUAUAGAAAACCAAUAACCCUCUCACUCCCAGAAAUCAUUAGUGAUUAUCCUUACUGUCUGUCAUACAACUGUCAUGUUGCUAGUUCAGGAAUUUGGUAUUGGAUCAACUAAUAAUCCCUAUCAGGACAAUUUUUUUUAAAAUCUAAUUUCUUGUCUUCUUGAUAUUGUAGGGUUGUUUUAAGGACAAAUUCUGUCUUGGUCACUCUUGGGAGUACUUAAUUUUUGAUACCUGUUUGUUUCAGGAAUUUAAAGAAAUUUGGCCAAAACUAGAUUUAAUUCUUGAUGGUGGAGUGUUAGGAUUGACUGAGCAGUGUCGCAAAGGUUCAACUGUUGUUAAUUUGUCAGUUCACGGCAAGUUUUCUAUCAUCAGAGAAGGCAGGUAAUGGAACAGAAACUUGAAUCUCUGAUUACUGCUUUGCUGGUCACAGUCAUGCUUUAAAUAUCUAUUGCAACCAUGUUUCCCUGAUUUCAACGUAUCAGUAAACUAAUUUAAUUUGAGUGUACAGAGCUACCAUGCAAGCUAUUGUCAAGGGUAAAAUCACACGUGACUACAUCAUGAGACAAACGAAAAACUUAGCUUUUAUUGUUAUUCACCACGAUGAAUAACCACAACCUUUUCCACGAAAUUAUUGUCAAGGGGUUGCGAAAUAACAACCAUUUUAUCCUUAACCCAUUACACCCUAACAUCAGUAUGUAUAUUCUCCAUACUGUGCUCUAUAUAUUUCCUAAUGUGCUGACAAGGAGAAUUUGUUUGGCAAUCAAGAGCUUCUUUAGUUGGUGGUCAUUUUGUUUAUUCAUGUGACCUUCAUGUUUGAUUCAGAGGUGACAUUAUGAGGAGAAAUAAGACACUAGUCACUCCAAGAGGUAAAAAGUUAAAUGAAAAGUCCAUUUUACUAUCUAUUGGGCAUUUUAAACUUACAGAGCUAUUUUUGUUUCUUUCUAGUGCCUAUGAUCAAACAGUGAACAUUCUCAGCAGAAAAUAUGGUUUAGAGGAUUGCACUAGCUGA
Molecule: messenger RNA, 3156 nt
Organism: Pocillopora meandrina
Lineage: Eukaryota; Metazoa; Cnidaria; Anthozoa; Scleractinia; Pocilloporidae
Source: the annotation of a GenBank genome assembly